AUAAAUUUUGUUAAUUUAAAAAUGGAAAAAAUAACAGUUGGUAUACUAACAAUAAGUGACAGGUGUUCGAGGAAGGAAUCAAUCGAUGAAAGUGGUGCCAAUUUGGUACGGUUAAUUAAUAGUGGAAUAGUUAAAAACGGUGUUGUCGUCGAAAGAGAUUUAGUACCAGACGAAAAGGAAGAAAUUAAAAAAAAAUUAUUACAUUGGUGCGACAAUUUAAAUUUGAAUUUGAUACUCACAGUUGGGGGAACUGGUAUAGCACCUCGAGACGUCACGCCUGAAGUCACUGCUCCCCUCCUAGAUAAAAAAAUACCCGGAAUAUCAAAUUUAAUAUUUAAAAAAAGUUCAGAAAUCACUCCGUUGGCUGCUCUAUCCCGAGGUAUUUCAGGUAUCAGAGGUAAAAGUUUAAUUGUUAAUUUACCCGGGAGUAAAAAAGCAUCGGAAGAAUGUUUGACAUCGAUUUGCAGCGUGAUAUCCCAUGCCGUCGACUUGAUAUGCGAUAUUAAAGAAAAUGUCGAUACCCUUCACAAAUCAAUGAAUAAAAAACAAUCCAAAGUCGAGGUGAUAACCGAAGAUAUGAGAGUAAGGAGGUCACCCUAUGCAUGUUUAAAAGUUUACGAAGCACAAAAAAUUAUAUUCGAUGUGGUAAACAAACUUAAAAGAGAGAAAAUCGUCAAUUUGGAAAAUUCAUUGGAUUAUGUGAUUGCGAAAAACGUAUUAGCCGUCGAUCAUCUUCCUCCAUUCGAUGCCAGCAUUAAAGAUGGUUAUGCCAUCAUAUCAAAUGAUAAAACCACACCGAAAACUCUUUUAGGCUCUUGCGCAGCCGGAAACAUGCCCGAUGAAAAAAUUAUACCUGGGUGUUGCGUAAGCGUCAAUACCGGAGCUCCCAUACCUGAAAAUUGCGAUGCCGUCGGAUUCGAUUUUAAAAAAAAUGAUUUACUAAUGCCGGCUGGUACUUAUUUAGGAUCGUCUGCUAUUGGAUUAUUAGCCGCAGCCGGCAUCAUGUCUGUAACAGUUUAUGACAAACCAACUUUAGCCGUUAUGUCAACCGGUGAUGAAAUCGUUAAUCCGAACGAGGCUUUAAAACCUGGGAAAGUCAGAGAUAGCAAUCGAUUAACUUUGAUAAGCAUGCUAAAGGAGGAAGGAUUCAAGGCGGAAGACAUGGGUAUAGUCAAAGAUGAGCCCGACUCAUUAUUUUCCUCACUGACGAAAGCUUUUGAAAUUUCCGACGUGGUUGUAACGACCGGAAGUAUGUCGAUGGGAGACAGAGACUAUUUGAAAGAAGUUUUAAAAGUAGAUUUCGAUGCGGAAAUAUUUUUCGGAGCGGUCUUCAUGAAACCUGGAAAACCGACGGCGUUUGCUCUUUUAAAUUUUCAAAAUAAACCAAAAUUAUGGUUCGGUUUACCCGGAAAUCCAGCUUCGGCCGUCGUCACAACUCAUCUUUUCCUAUUGCCCGCGUUGAAAAACAUGUCGGGUAACAAAAGAGUUUUACCUCCUAGAGUAGACGCAUAUUUAACAUUCGACAUAGAAUUGAUCGAGAGACCUCACUAUCACAGGGGUAUUUUGUCGUACGAAAAUGGAAAAUUUGAAAUUUCGACAACCGGAAAUCAGAGUAGUAGCCGAGUCGGAAGUUGUUUGGAUGCUAAUUGCCUAAUAGAAAUACCACACGGUAAGGGCGUGGUUUCCAGCGGAACCAAAGUAUCAACAUUAAUCAUUGGUAAACAUUUUUAA
Pediculus humanus corporis (human body louse) is the source of this 1731-nucleotide messenger RNA. Its product is annotated as Molybdenum cofactor synthesis protein cinnamon, putative. Gene Ontology annotation, molecular function: molybdopterin molybdotransferase activity. Gene Ontology annotation, cellular component: postsynaptic membrane; cytosol; cytoplasm. NCBI's taxonomy places the organism in Eukaryota, Metazoa, Arthropoda, Insecta, Psocodea, Pediculidae. Bases 22 to 1731 code for a protein of 569 amino acids. Gene Ontology annotation, biological process: Mo-molybdopterin cofactor biosynthetic process; postsynaptic neurotransmitter receptor diffusion trapping; molybdenum incorporation into molybdenum-molybdopterin complex. The record is from RefSeq and is a predicted model, not a curated record. The transcript is spliced from 2 exons.